AUGAGUUUAGUGGUUGGAUCUCUUGUUUGGUUGGAGGAUCCCGAAGAAGCUUGGAUAGAUGGUGAAGUUGUGAAGGUUAAAGUUGAACAGAUCGAGGAGGGUUUGGAUCGCAAUAGCUUCCUCUUCUCCUUCCAUCCUCUGUGGGUUGGGUGGUUCAGUAGUUCAAAUAUUGUGGCUUUCCGCAAUGCGAAGGAUUCUGCCCUUUUCAUUUGCGAAGAGCUGGCGAAGAUCGACGGCCAAAUCAUUGACAUUUUCCGUGCAUUAUCAAAUUCAAGUCUAAUGCUAGUGUUUGGAUUCCUUCCAAUUCCAAGCACCCAGAGUUACAUGGGGUUGAAGAAAUUGGGUGGGAGAAGAAAUCUGGGUGGGGGGGAAGAAAUCUUCAAGGGGGAAGAAAUUGGGGGAGAGGAAUAA
Prunus armeniaca (apricot) is the source of this 411-nucleotide messenger RNA. The record is from the annotation of a GenBank genome assembly. Lineage: Eukaryota; Viridiplantae; Streptophyta; Magnoliopsida; Rosales; Rosaceae.